Molecule: messenger RNA, 887 nt
Organism: Sitodiplosis mosellana (orange wheat blossom midge)
Lineage: Eukaryota; Metazoa; Arthropoda; Insecta; Diptera; Cecidomyiidae
Exons: 1
Coding region: 185-697 (170 amino acids)
Source: RefSeq, a predicted model, not a curated record
CAUUGUGUGGCGUCAUAAACGAAACUCUCUUAUUCUAAGUGCUCACGGAAGAGUAUUUAUACUAUUUUUUUUUCAAGUCGUUAUGAUCAAACAUUAGAAUACAUUAAAUUUAUUAAGUUCAAAUUGUUAGUUGAAUUUGUGAGGAAAAAAAGUCAAAGAAAAAAAAACCCUUCGAAGGAAAAAAAUGUUUUCAUUUUUCAAAAAAGAAACAAAGAAAUCGAGUCCAUCGUCGUCACCCGAAUCAGAUAGCCCAAUACCAAGCAAUAACGAUUUCGUGAUGGUGAACGAUCCACGGCAAGGAGGAGCAAAUCCAAAUCCAAAUCAAGCCCCGUAUCCAACGGCAUAUCCAACACCGUAUCCAUUGUAUCCAAAUUUUGGACAACAUUUUGGUGGUCUACCAGCAAUACCUCCAGUUUCACCGUCACGACCACCAUUUCAUCGCUCUGAAAGUAUACAUCCAACAAAUUAUGUACAAGAUAUACCAUUCAAACUAUCAUCGGAACUAUCGUUGGGCAAUUCAGACGAAAUUACACGCAUUCAAGUGGAAGAUAUUUUAUCAUUAAUCACAUCACGAAUGGGAGUCACACAAACGGACUACGACUUUACAUUGGAACGAAGUCUUCUUCGUGAAGCUGACACAACCGACUCAUCCGUUGCAGAUGCACCUCCCGCUGAUGAAGAACCCGAGGAAGAAUAAUAGUUCAAUGGAGAAAAAAAACAAAACAAAAUUUUGUGUUAUGCCAUACCUAAAACAAGUUUGCUCUUAUUAUUGUUAAUGGAAACAAAAUCCAAAUUAAUUAUAUCAAUAUCAUAAUUGUAAUUUUCGCUACAAUUUACACUUAUCACAAUAAAAAAAAACAAAAUAAAGAUAAAAAAAAGAAUGAAAA